Paramuricea clavata is the source of this 4810-nucleotide messenger RNA. NCBI's taxonomy places the organism in Eukaryota, Metazoa, Cnidaria, Anthozoa, Malacalcyonacea, Plexauridae. The record is from the annotation of a GenBank genome assembly.
AUGAGAGCAGCAAAUGAUGUUUGGUCAAAAAUUUUAGAUGAUAUGGAACAAAGGGGUUGUGUUGGAAAAUCCCUACCACUGGCAUGUCAAAAUUAUCCGACAACAAUCACCCAUGUUAGUAACGACUAUGAUUUCAACAAAGCGCCGAACGGUGGCUGCAACGUCCUCUGUGGAACAAGACUGGUUUGUGGUCAUAGAUGCGAGCAGCUGUGUCAUCCAACUGAUCCUAAUCACGAAGAAUACGUCUGCAGGAAACCAUGUCCAAAAAAAUGCGAACGUGGUCAUCGGUGUAAACGUCGUUGCUACCAGGAGUGCAAUAAAUGUAUGGAUGAGACUUUCAAGGUUGUCCCCCGUUGCCGACAUGUUCUCGCCAUGCCCUUUCAUCAGGAUCCCUCCACUUUUCAGUGUACCAAGCCAUGUCCAAAGAAGCUUCGUUGUGGUCAUGCAUGUCCAAAUAAAUGUGGAGAACCUUGCGCAAGAAAAUGCAUAGAGGAGGUUCUCAAACGUUGGUCUCCAUGCCACCAUACAUGCAAAACUCGAUGUCAUGUUGAUCCUGCAAAGACCGAGUGCCCGCAUCCUUGUAAAAGUUUACUGACAUGCGAACACAUCUGUCAAGGAACAGUAAGUAAUUGAGCAUUAGUGAGCUUAAAUUAGGCAAGCGACGUGUUUUUCAACACGGACGUCGCCCGAAAAUUGAUAUUCACCGUACUGUACCGUGCCGAAACAAAAUCGUAUGUUCUGUCAAAUGUGUUGAAGAUUACCACAAACUCGCGUGUUGACACUUUACAAAACUUUACGAAAUUAUACUUUUUCCAAAUUUGAGAUUCUCUGCAAUAAACCACACGCAAGGAAGUGAAGUAUAUAUGGCUCCUCACAAAUUUUUGUAUGGCAUUCCUAUAAUGCAGAAUUCAAGUUACUCGAAUGUGAAUAGCAUUUUUAAUAAGGUUCGUGAUAAAAUGAGUUAUUUAUUUUGUGCUUCAAUUCAAAAUUCUGAACAUGCAAUGGGGUGCCAUCAUGUAUUAUUAGAACACCUUGAUCAAUAGUUUUCUACAUAUACCGGUCUUCGAUUUAUCUGGUUGCAAAUCUCAGAUAUAAUCAAAAUUGUUAUAUUGCCCUAUACCAACAUACAAUACCUUGGGAUAAAUGUAAUAUUUUUCAAUAAUAUUUCAAUCAUAACGUACUUGGGCAAAACAUUGCCACGUAGUGCUACCUCUAUCUUCAGUUUCUACGGUCCGGAAAACCAAGGCAAACCCUCUAAUUGUACAUUUGACGUCCAAUUUUCGUCACAAUUCAACCAAAAUGUGAUUACAAAUUUUCGAAACACUUCGGUAGAAUUUUAGGUCAUCCUGCUCACAGACAAACAAACCCACACAAAAAUAUAACAUUACGGAGAUAAUAACAUUUUCAGCAAGUAUAAACUGCACGUCAUAUGAAUACACCAACAGAUUUUUUCAGCUAUGUGGAGCAUGGUUUCUUAAUAAUUUUAGAACUACUCUCAAUUUUCUACGAUUUUUUUGCUUAUUUUAGGGACUUGUGGUGGAUGCAAACAAGGACGGGUUCAUCAACCUUGUGCUUCAAAAUGUGGCCGUGUCAUGUUUUGCGACCACAACUGCAAAGUGCCUUGUACAAAAAACUGUCCACCAUGUCCUGAAAAGUGCGAAAACAGGUGCUCUCAUAGCGAUUGUCACUACAAAUGUGGACAGCCAUGUACGGAAUGCAACGAACCUUGCCAGUGGAAGUGCAGGCAUUGGGAAUGCACCAAGUUAUGUGGUGAGAUGUGUAACCGGCCUCGCUGUAGCGAGCCAUGUAUGAAAAGAUUGAAGAAAUGUGGUCACCGGUGUGCUGGCCUGUGUGGCGAACCAUGCCCAAAGAAGUGUCUGGUUUGCGACAAAGAUGAACUGACCGAAAUUUUGUUUGGCUAUGAGGAUGAAGAAGGAGCAAGAUUUUUAGAGUUAGCUGAUUGUGGCCACGUAUUUGAAGUGAAUGGAAUGGAUGGCUAUAUAGACACGCAAGAGAAGGAGAUGAAAAAAGGUCAAUCUACAAGCAUACAGAUGAUCAAAUGCCCAAGAUGUAAAAAAGCAAUACGCACAAGUCUGAGAUAUGGUUUGUAUUCCAAAUAUAUAUUUUAUCCUAUUAAAUGAGUUACGAUAAUCUGUAUCGAUUUGAGCUUACUAAUAUUAGUGGGGCGGAUAAGCGCACAGUUUCUCAAUAAUUGUGCAUGCAGUUAGUGAUUCGGAAAGCAUGAUGAUAUAUUGACAGUAUGUACAGACUUUAAAACAAGUAUAUGAAUAUCAGAUAUGCAGGCAUCUGUGAAAUUAAAGCUGAUAACUAAAAAUUUUGAAUUUCUGACAUUUUAAUAUAAACUGGCUUUUAUUACUGAUAGAAAUUUUAAAAUUCCAAGGCAGCUCACAGAAAAAAAGUUGUAUGGUUGAAACGUACACAAAAAUUGUCUAUAGAAUAUUAAUUAAUUAAAGCAGUUUUUGAUUUGCCAAUUAAGUCGUUUUUAAGUUAAUCAAUUUCGAAAUCGCACAAAAUAGAUAAAAAGUAGGUGCAAAGACUGGCACUAGCUUCAAAUCGCUUUUUGCUCAGGAAAUAUUUGGAAAAUAAAAACUGCUUCAAUGUUCUGUAUGCAUUUGUGUCUAUUAUUUUGCCAUAGAAGUGAUAAAACUCAUUUUUCUAGUGAAUUAAGUACUUCAGAAUUCGAGCAGUAGUAGAAAUGUAUAAUAAAAUGUCAGAAAUUCCAAAUUUUUUGCUAUUAGCGCUAAUUUCACAGAUGCCUCCAUAUCUGAUAUGCAUAUACUUGUGUCAAAGUCUACACGUCCUAUCAAUAUGAUGGUUUCCCUACAAAAUGCACAAUAAACUUAUCCGCCCACUAUAUUGAAAUAUAUAGUUUUCUCGUUUUCCAUUUUUGCCGACGUUUUAAUACCUAAUAAUACAGUUUGAAUACGAGUGAUUCCCUCCAUAUACAGGUGUACUGUAUAGUCCAAUUAUUGAAUAUUAGAUUCAGACGGAACCAAAGUAUAAAGUCUUUCAGUAGAAGUAAUAUAUGAGGGAUAUUAGAGGGUUGCGAGGAGAUAUGGAUUUUAUGUUCGAGUCGCAAAAACAAUAUUUUGACACGAGAACAUAAAUCCAUAUCUUCUUUACUUUAAGCUCCCGCCAUUUUGACGAGUCGUAUUUGCAUUAAAUCCCAUUUACUGAGUUUCGAAUAUCGGGUUAAAAUAAACUGCGAUACCGUACGAGAAGCAUUUUGACGGAUGCGAUUUAUCGAAAACACAAGGAGUGCAAUGGAAUAAAACGUAUAGUACAACUGCACUCGCAAGAGUGCAAUGGAACGUAUUCCAUUGCACUCUUGGGAAAUGGAAUUUUCUAUUCAAUAUCACGUGACCAUAAACAGCCAAUUAAACGAUCAGAAUUCAAUAAGGUAUUAUAUAAAUUUUUAUAUAUCCCUGACAAAGGUGUGCAACGAUCUUUUUCUAUACUUUAGGAAAUAUCAUCAAGGCAAUCCUUCAUGACUUUGAAGGAGUUAAGAAAACCAUAUCUUCUAGAGGUGCUGCGUCUAUGAGAAUGUUUGGAGCAAAAGUGAGACAAGAUAUUGCGAGCGGCGACACGGUAACCGAGUUUCCCGCAGAAAUCUUAAACAUCGAACGAAAGUUAGAAAGAUUAACAACAAGCGAAGAACAAAAUGUCAUUAAAAAUCAAGUUCAAUUCCUGAAAUUUAUGACCAAAUUGAAAGAAAUUAUCAACCAAGCAGAAUCAGUGAAGCGCGGACCUGUUCAUCACAGAAAUUAUUUUUGGGAAGCUAACGUAAGUGUCGAUGAUCCAGAAAUAGAAUUGAUGAAGUGUGAACUGGAUGGCUUGUUGAAAUGGGUAACCAGGGAUCGGAGGCGAUUCAGCGAGCAAGAACUGGAGGAAUUUAACGAAGAACUUCAUCGUGCGUGGCUGAUGCUCUCAUACCUGGCUUUAAAAUUAGAAAUAAGAAAAGGAAAGAUCAGCCUAUCCGAAAGCGAGACUAGAUAUAUGGCAUACGUGACGGGAAAUCUUGAAACUGGAGCUAAACUUAGUAAGUAGAUUUUCGGUCGUACAAAAGCCUCGUGCGUACGCACCCGAGGUGUUAAAUUACGCCAAACAUGCGUGCGAUUUCCAUUUAUACUUCUCAAUCAAUAUAACUUCCAAUACAAAUUGCACUUCACUAUUACUAGAUAAUAGUUAGUUCAUUGCAAUUCCCUGUAAAAUGUUAUUCCGUUGGCGUAUUUCAAGACGUACAGCGCCCUGCGUAUUUUUAAUUUUCUGCCCGUAUGGCUCGUAUAAGCAGGGCCCUUAUAUGUCUCCAGUGAAAUAUUUUAUUUUCUUGCUCUUGUUCAUGCACCUUUUUCCUACAAGCCAACAACCACGUAAUCCGGCCUUAUAAACAUGUGUUUAAGUGCAACAUUUAAUUAAGUUACUGUAUGUAUUUAGGCGAGAAGAUUAAAAAGAAUUGCUCAACAUGUCUUGAGCACAUUACACGUAACAAAGCACUCGGCGUAAAGUACACAGCCAUAACUGAAGAGGAAAAGAAAAUCAUUGUGAAAGCCAUUGGUCUCGCGCAGGGUCACUGGUUUAAAUGUCCUAAAGGUAAAUGAUAUAGCAAGCAGCUAAUAACAAAAAUUUGGUUUGUAUGAAUGCAACUAUCCGAAAAAUACAAGGAGAAAAUUAUAUGUUUCGAAAAAAAAUAAUUGAUUUUUUCAUGUCCCUGCUAUACUAACUUCCCGACAAAGGAAGCAUUAAUAUAUAUGCGUUGUUUGAUAUUUUUCACUAUAAGAUAAAAUUUUGG